CCGCACCGCAGUGCUGUAAACACACACAUAUAGUCUCUCUCCAAAUAGGUUAGACAACACAUAGUACGAAGUCCACCGCAAGGAGGAUUACACUCGUUGACACAGAGCAACGUUCGUAGUUUAGCGGCGACUUUCCGUUACAGGCGCAGGGACAUGUCCCUAAUAUUUCCCUAAUAGGAGAGCACCGUCAGAAUGUCGGAGCCGUUAAACAGCCAGAUCCCGGGGAUGGAGGACACCAAAACUAACGGGACUCCUAAAUAUGAGUCUACCGGUACCGCCAAGUCCCUUCAAGGUUCAACCGUUAGUUUCCAUAACAUCCACUAUAAGGUGACGCAGAGGAGUGGCUGUCUGUGUAUCAAGAGGAAGACCACUACCAAAGACAUUCUCAUAGAUCUGAACGGCCUGAUGAAACCAGGGCUGAACGCUAUCAUGGGGGCGACAGGAAGCGGGAAGUCAUCGUUUCUGGAUGUGCUGGCAGCCAGGAAGGACCCAGCAGGUCUGGCUGGAGAGGUGUUGAUAGACGGAGCUCCUCAACCUCCCAACUUCAAAUGUCUCUCAGGAUACGUGGUCCAGGAUGAUGUGGUGAUGGGAACUCUGACUGUGAGGGAGAACUUCCGUUUCUCUGCAGCGUUGCGUCUUCCGUCCUCCAUCAGCCAGAAGGAGAAAGAGGACAAAGUCAACCGACUCAUCACAGAACUGGGCCUCACUAAAGUAGCAGACUCACGGGUUGGUACCCAGUUGAUCAGGGGAAUAUCAGGAGGGGAAAGGAAGAGGACAAACAUUGGUAUGGAGCUGAUCAUCGACCCUCCUGUUCUCUUUCUGGAUGAACCCACCACCGGCCUGGACGCGAGCACAGCUAACUCUGUACUACUACUGCUCAAGAGGAUGUCUAGUCAUGGCCGUACCAUCAUCCUGUCCAUCCACCAGCCUCGUUAUUCCAUCUUCCGUCUGUUUGACAGUCUGACUCUGCUGGUUAGCGGUAAACAGGUUUACCACGGCCCUGCUCAGAGUGCUCUAGACUACUUCUCUAACAUCGGGUACACUUGUGAACCCCACAACAACCCGGCUGACUUCUUCCUGGACGUGAUCAAUGGAGAUUCUACCUCCAUCGCCUUCGACAGGAUAAAGGAAGGAGACGACUCUGACCCAGACAGGGUAACCAGUUCCAGGCAGAACAUCGAGGACCAUCUUGUCCAGGAGUACCGGGGCAGUCAGUACUAUGGAGAGACCAAGGCCCAGUUAGAACGCAUCACCAUGAACAGAGAGUACAGUGUGAAGACUCCCUCUCGGACCAUCACGUACAACACCUCCUUUUCUACUCAGUUCAGAUGGGUCCUGAAGAGAACCUUCACUAACCUCAUCCUCAACCCUCAGACAUCCUUCGCUCAGAUUGGAGUGACUGUGUUCCUGGCCCUCAUCGUUGGGGCCAUAUUCUUCGGAGUGAAGAAUGACCAGAGUGGCUUACAGAACAGGAUGGGUGCUCUAUUCUUCAUCACCACCAACCAGUGUUUCAGUUCCCUGUCUUCUGCUGAGCUCUUCAUCACCGAGAGAAAACUGUUCAUUCAUGAGUACAUCAGCGGUUACUACAGAGUAUCAGUCUACUUCCUGUGUAAGAUACUCAGUGACAUCAUCACCUUAAGGACACUUCCUGCCAUCGUCUUCAGCUGUGUGGCUUACUUCAUGAUCGGGUUUAAAGCUACAGUGGAGGCCUUCUUCCUGUUCAUGUUGACAGUAGCUCUGGUAGCCUAUACAGCUACUGCUAUGACCAUGGCUAUAUCAGCUGACCAGAGUGUUGUGGCGAUCGCCAACAUCUUCAUGACCAUAGCCUUCGUCUUCAUGAUGAUCUUCUCAGGCCUGUUGGUGAACCUGCCCAGUAUUGUUGAGUGGCUCGCCUGGUUCCAGUACCUCAGCAUCCCUCGGUACGGACUAACAGCUCUCCAAAUUAAUGAGUUUGUAGGUCUCCAGUUCUGUGGAGACAUUCCCCUCAACGGCACCUUGCCCCCUGGUAUGACAUGCACGGGGGAAGACUUUCUGAAGAACCAGGGGAUCGACUACACCACGUGGGGGCUGUGGCAGAAUCACGUUGCCCUGGCGAUCAUGACCGUUAUCUUCCUGUUGAUCGCGUACUUCAAACUACGCUUCAUCAAGAAGUUCACAUAGAGGUCAGGGGUUAAGCCUAUUGAACACCUUCCUUUGUCCUCCUCUCAAACGAAAUGCUGUAACUUCCACUGACAUGUCAGCGUCCGCAGGACACUUUUUAAGGGAGCAAAAAUUAGAUCGAAGCGGAAGGUGAAAUUAGGCAUUAGAGGUCAUCGUCGCCAUCAUCAUCAUCAUCACCAUCAUCAUCAUCAUCAUCAAACAGCUAUUGUGCCAAACCAAUAAAUGCAAUGAUUUCUCUACCAAUGUGUCUUAUCUACAGAUGUUUUAAAUCAUGUCUCAUGAUUAUUUUUUAACCUUUCAUGUUUUUAUGACAUGCAAUUUGUUAAAUGUUUUAUUGCUGCAACACAACAUGUAUUGAUGCCUACUGUUAAACAGGGCCUCUAGGACUCUGGACAUAAGUAGUUCCCUACGGUUGAACAAGGCCCCUAGGACUCUGGACAUAAGUAGUUCCCUACGGUUGAACAAGGCCCCUAGGACUCUGGACAUAAGUAGUUCCCUACGGUUGAACAAGGCCCCUAGGACUCUGGACAUAAGUAGUUCCCUACGGUUGAACAAGGCCCCUAGGACUCUGGACAUAAGUAGUUCCCUGCGGUUGAACAAGGCCCCUAGGACUCUGGACAUAAGUAGUUCCCUACGGUUGAACAAGGCCCCUAGGACUCUGGACAUAAGUAGUUCCCUACGGUUGAACAAGGCCCCUAGGACUCUGGACAUAAGUAGUUCCCUACGGUUGAACAAGGCCCCUAGGACUCUGGACAUAAGUAGUUCCCUACGGUUGAACAGGGCCCCUAGGACUCUGGACAUAAGUAGUUCCCUGCGGUUGAACAGGGCCCCUAGGACUCUGGACAUAAGUAGUUCCCUGCGGUUGAACAAGGCCCCUAGGACUCUGGACACGAGGUUUACUAUAAAGGGACUAGGGUGCCGUUUUGGACACAGUCCUAGACAUUGUUUCUAUUUACGUUUUGUACACUGUGUUUAAACACUCCUACACUAACACAUGAUCGACGGCACAGGAGGCUGGUGAGGGGGAGAACUGUGCAUAAUAAUGGCCGGAAUGGAUUCAGCCACAUGGAAACCACGUGUUUGCUACCGAUCCCUUAAUUCCGUUCCUGCCAUAACUAUGAGACAAUCCUCCCCACCAGCCACCUGUGAUGAACAGUAUAACAAUGAUAAUUAUGCAAAAAAAAGGAAGAAUAAAAUUUAAUAUCAACUUUG
Molecule: messenger RNA, 3372 nt
Organism: Oncorhynchus masou masou (cherry salmon)
Lineage: Eukaryota; Metazoa; Chordata; Actinopteri; Salmoniformes; Salmonidae
Product: broad substrate specificity ATP-binding cassette transporter ABCG2-like
Exons: 16
Coding region: 193-2160 (655 amino acids)
Biological process (GO): transmembrane transport
Cellular component (GO): plasma membrane
Molecular function (GO): riboflavin transmembrane transporter activity; ATP hydrolysis activity; efflux transmembrane transporter activity
Source: RefSeq, a predicted model, not a curated record